This is a messenger RNA of Arabidopsis thaliana (thale cress), 3056 nucleotides long. Its product is annotated as RING/U-box superfamily protein. Gene Ontology annotation, molecular function: metal ion binding. The coding region runs from base 134 to 2002 and encodes 622 amino acids. The record is from RefSeq and is marked reviewed. NCBI's taxonomy places the organism in Eukaryota, Viridiplantae, Streptophyta, Magnoliopsida, Brassicales, Brassicaceae. The transcript has 6 exons. Gene Ontology annotation, cellular component: cytoplasm.
CAAUCAUAAAGAAGAAACAAAAACUACGACGACAACUUUUUUUUGGCCUUGGUUAAAAAAUUUUCAUAAGUGAACACAGAAGAAGCGGUGGCUCUGAGCCGGCGAAAUCUCCUUUCUCAUCCCUAAAAUUUUCAUGUCCAUCUUGCCUCCUCCGAUUAUCCAAGGUCACAAUUCGUCUUCUCCUUCUUCAGAUUCCUCUCUAAACCCUAGCUCUGAGCAUGGCAACAACUCUUCUUCUUCUCUCUCUCCUCUUCCCUCCUCUCCUCCUUCCCGGAUCUCUUCUUCCACCGGAACUCGAUUCUCCGGACAUUCUGAAUCCUCUCACAAUUUCUCCGGUGGCUCUAGGGAACCGAGUGUUGCAGCUGAGGAGGGACAUAGCCGUGGAUCUUCCAAAGAGAUGACACAAAAUGGAGCAGGGAAGGAGAGUUUUUCCCCACCUAAUGCAGAUAAGCGUGACCAUUUUCGAUAUGAUGGUCGAAGGAAUAGGUCUAGAGGGAGAGGUACUGGAGCUGCUGGUUCUUCUUCUUCUCAAUUGCAGCAUAAUUCCGGACCUUUUAAUUCUCCUAGAGGCGGUGUUUCGCAUCAUAAUCCAACUGGUAGAAGAGCUAAUAUGAUAAGUGGGAAUCAUUUACUGAAUUUUCAGUAUGAUCCGAUUUCGCAACCGCAAUCUAGGGGUCCUCCUCCGCCUCAAAGAAGGCAACAAUAUAAGGGGAGGCCUUUUAACAAGGAUUUGUUUCUUAAGGCCAAUUAUAAGUUUGUUGUGUUGGACACUGGAGAUCAUUCUCCUGAUUCAAUGGAUCCUGAUAAAAUGCUGCAGUGGGAUGAUAUUAUUUGUGUAAGGUAUUCUACUCCGUCUCCUGUCCAGUGUCCGAUUUGCUUGGAGUAUCCUCUAUGUCCGCAGAUUACUUCCUGUGGGCAUAUUUUCUGUUUCCCGUGUAUUCUACAGUACCUGUUGACUGGUGUUGAUAACCACAAGGUGGACUGCUUCAAGAGGUGUCCUUUGUGCUUUGUGAUGAUUUCUCCAAGAGAGUUAUACACUGUUUAUAUUGAGAACGUCAAGCAGUAUUCUGUUGGAGAUCCCAUCGAGUUUGUACUUUUGACUCGCAAGAAAGAUUCUUUUGCUCCUACCCGGAAAAAUGAGCAUGACUUGGCUGUUCCUAAUGGUGAAAAUGAGAUAUAUGAUCCGUUCUCAAAGUUCACUUUCACCCAAGAUGUUGAUCUCUCUGUCAGACAAGCAGUUUCAGAGUUAGACAGUUGGAUUGCAAGAGCAGAUCCUCAGCUCGUUGAAGACUUGGAGAAGCAUCUUUAUGUAAAUGCCGCUUUAGAGCGUUUGGAGCAGAGAAAAUUGUACUGGAAUGAGCAUAAGCUCUCUAUUUACAGCAAAGUGUGCACAACGGCUAGAAAUCAGACUCAAUCAUUGUCACCUCCUGAUGUUUCUCGAGUUGGUUAUCAAGCACCCAUGGGGGGCCAUGGAGCGCCAGAUAGCGGCUCCAAUGAUCAAGAUAAAUCAACUGAAGAUUCUUCAGCGGAUAAGUCAGAUGGAGAAUCUCAAUCAAGUUUGGAAAAGGGUUGUGAUAAUGAUCUUGGUCAUCCUCUAGAAGAUCAAGACGCACCGUCAUCUUCCUCAUGCAAUGGAAGUAAAGGUUUCCUGUCUCACCAAAUUGACACCAAAGACCUGAAGGACAACGACGCGUACAACUUUUAUCAGUCUGUUGAUGGUCAGCACAUUAUCCUUCACACUUUGAAUGUGAAGUGCCUUCUGCAUCACUAUGGAAGCUAUGACUUUCUUCCACCAAGAUUGAGUGGAAAGAUACUGGAAAUGGAAACCAUUACCCAAUCAGAAGCGAUAAGGAGACGCUACCGCUUUUUAAGUCAUUUUUCUUUAUCAACUACACUUCAGGUAUAUUUUCUCUUUGUUGCUCCUAUCUUCUGCAUGUGUUGCUAUAUCUUGACAUUUUCUCAUGAGGUUAUCCUUGGUUUGGUAAUCUUUUCAGAUAUGUGAGAUUGAUAUGAAGGAAUCCUUGCCUCCUGAUGCAUUUGCUCCAUUUAUACAUGAAAUUAAGAAGCGUGAGAAGCAGCGGAAAGAACGUGCUUGGAAGGUAUUCUCGUUCUAACCAUAAAACACAACCCCACGGUCUACUUCAUCUAAUAUCUUUCAGAUUCCAACUCCUAUUGGCUUUGUUUGCUUUGUGUCUUAUUCUCCUAUGUAUUCCUUUGUUUAAGGAAAAAUCAGGACUUAAGAUCAUAUGAUGUUCAUAUUUCAGGAUCGAAAAAAUAAAAUCAAAGCUGAAGUAGCUGCAGCUGCAGAGCUUGUACCAUUGAUGGCCAGUUUUGGGCAGUCGUCUUCUAGUGAUGACUUUCCCCCAUUUUCCUUGGAUGACUUUGAAGCUCUGGGAAACUCUGCCCCAAUAUCAUCAAGCCCUCCAAACAUUGGAGAGAGAAGUUCCUUCUCACAUGUGACAAGGCUCGGUUUCGCAGCUGGUCACGACUCCCCAAACCUGAAUAACGAGCCAACAAACGUUCAAAGCAGCAGCAGCAGCAGUGAAGUCUCAAACGCAACCACAGGUAACCACUGUUUUUAGCUCUGCAAAUUCUAAAUAGGAUUCUCGGAUGACCUCUAAACAUGGUUUCAGGUGCAAGAAACACAAACAUAACAUCCUUUGCGAGUGUAGCUUCAAGAACAACAACACCAAUGGCACCAACCGUCAAAGAGCCCGGUAAGAGAGGGAAGAAACAGAGCCGAGUACUUCUAUCGACAACUAGUGUACGCCGUUACUGAAAAGGCCUAUGGAUUUGUGUAUGUAUAAUAAUCUUUUCAUCUAAGAAAAACUGAGUAAAGAAAGAACCAGAGAUUAUGGUGAGUGAGUAAGUGUAAAACUCAAACUUGGGCUUUGUUUCUUUUUGCAACCCAUGUGACUGAUAAUGAAGGUGUCUCUCAUUACUACUAGUCUACUAUGCCAUUUAGGACAAUUAUUGAGACUCAAUCAUAUGAUCCUCUUGACUCAGAGAACUAGAAAAAAAAAGAUUGGAUAAAAUUUCUUCCAAGAGUGAUUUUC